GUAGUAUUCGGUGUUUUGUUGAUUAAUCCAACAUAAUUUUAUUAAAUUGUUGAUAAUAACUGAAAAAUUUUGUGAUUUGUGUAUGUAGUUCUAUGAAUUAAUAUAUCUUACUUUUUGUAUAAUAUUUACUCGUAAUAUUGCAAAGUUGAGUGCAGUAAAUCUUUAAAAAAAAUAGAUUUUUGUGUGGUGUUAAGUGUACACAUGUGAUCAAUACAAGAAAAUAUUGCAAUUUUCUUCGUUUUCAAGAUUUUCAAACGAUGAGGAAGCCAUAAAACUAAAUUCCACAUCUAUACGCAUCAGAAAACAAACACCAUGGAGGAACGAGAGAGCGAGGAGGGCCCCGGCGUGCCGGACAUGACCAUGAUGCCGCACAUCACGGAAGAUGCCAUCAAUGAUAAUCUCAAGAGGCGGUACAAAUACGAUCUGAUCUAUACAUACACAGGCUCUAUUUUAGUUGCAGUAAAUCCGUACAAGGAACUAGGAUGUUAUACAACGGAACACAUGCAAAAUUAUCGAGGGAAAUCUUUCGGCACCCUCCCACCGCAUGUUUUCACGCUUGCCGAAUCGGCGUACAGCUCGCUACAGAACGGUGAAAAGAACCAAUCAGUGGUCAUAUCUGGAGAGAGUGGUGCGGGUAAAACGGAGACCACCAAGCUGAUACUUCAGUACUUGUGUGCGGCGGGUGGACAGGCAUCUUGGGCUGAACAGCAGAUCCUGGAGGCCAACACUGUACUAGAGGCGUUUGGUAAUGCAAAAACCGUACGCAACGACAACUCCUCCCGCUUCGGUAAAUUCGUGGAGGUCCGCCUGGACCAUCGCGGCGGUAUCCGUGGUGCGGUGCUACGCGACUUUCUCUUGGAGCGCGCCCGUAUCACCGGACCUUCGCCACGUGAGACCAACUAUCACGUGUUCUAUCAGCUGGUUGAAGGGGCUAAGCACAAUGCUGAACUGCGAAGCACUCUACGUCUCCGUGACGAUGUCCAAUACAAGUAUCUCAGGCCAGAGGAUGAGGAAGCUAGAAAGGGCCGCGGCGGGGAACAAGGCAAAUUGGAAGCGCUACAGUUAGCGUUGACAGUGCUGCAGGUCCCACCUCACAUGUGUGAGGGUCUGUUCAAAGUGCUGGCUGCGGUACUAUGGCUCGGAAAUAUACAGUUCCAGGACGUAGACGGAGAGCGCACAACCCUAGCGCCGGAAGAUACAGAAGCAGUGGAUGCAGUCGCCAACUUGCUAGGGCUGGCACCGCCCACCGCGCAACGUGUAUUGUUAGAACGACAGAUAAACGUACGGGGAAAUGUUACAGACAUACCAUUGCGGUUACCUGAGGCCCGAGAGAAUCGUCACGCAAUGGCACGAGCGCUAUAUUCCCGGACGUUUGCGUGGUUGGUCCGCCACGUCAACAGCUGUUCGGCUCCAGGCCGAGAGGCACCACGUGCACUUGGAGUCCUGGAUAUCUUCGGCUUCGAGAACUUCGCCUCCAACUCGCUCGAGCAGCUCUGUAUUAACUACGCCAACGAGAAACUGCACAUGUUUUUUAAUAACUACGUAUUCGCUUUGGAACAGGAAAUUUACCGUCAAGAAGGCAUAGUCUACAAUCAAAUCCCAUUUACGGACAAUGCUUCAUGUUUAGAACUGUUAGAGAAACCUCCAAGAAGCUUACUCAAACUGCUUAGCGAACAGUGCCAUAUGCCAAAGGGUUCAGAUGGCGCGUACCUAACCAACAUCCAGGGAGAAUUUGGCGAACACCAGAGUUUCGUGAAGGGUUCUCGCCGAAAGUGGGAAGAAGAGUUCGGCGUGCAACACUACGCCGGCGCGGUUACGUAUAGCGUGCACGGAUUCGUCGACAAAAACAGGGACACACAGCAGGACGCGUUCAUCGACCAUCUGAGUCGAUCGGCCAACCCGUUUGUCAGGGAGUUGGCUGACUAUGUACAGGAGCUGGCGCCGCCUGGACAUGACAUGACAUUAUCAAGUCCAAAUUCUACUGGCACCACACAACGAGGCACUUCUAAGGGGCGGCCAACAGUGGUUGAUACGUUCAGAGCACAACUGCAAUCGCUUGUUGAUAUGUUACAAGUCACUGAUGUAUGGUACGUUCGCUGCAUAAAGCCGAACGAGAACAAAGAGGCAGGGAAGUAUAACGACCAGCUGGUGCUGGAACAGCUGCGAUACCUGGGCAUGAACGAGAUAGUACGCAUCCGCCGCGAUGGGUACCCGAUACAUUUGCCGGCGCCGCAGUUCAGCGCGCGUUAUCGCUGCCUGUUACCGCAUCCGCGCCCGCAAAAUCCCGAUGCCACAGCUAUAACCGAAAUAGUAAAAGCUCCUAAAGAUGACUGGCAAAUUGGACAUACCAAAAUAUUUUUAAGAACAUCAGUUCAUGGGCCAUUGGAGUCUAAGCGAACAGCAUUGCUGCAGUCUUCAGCGUUGCUUAUACAGAAAUGGUACAAGGGCACGUUGAGCCGGCGGCAGUACGUGCAGUGGCGGAGCGCGGCGGUGGUGCUGCAGGCGGCGUGGCGCGGCUGGAAGGAGCGCGCGGCCUUCCUGCGGCUGCGGCGCGCCGCGCUCACGCUGCAGCGACACCUGCGGGGCGCCUUCGCCAGGGAGGUCGCCGCCGCGCUGCGGGAGAUGCGCCGCGUCAACCAGGAGAUACGCCUGCGGGAGGAGAGGAACAGUCUCGCAGAAAAAGCGAAUCAGGAACGAGCAGAAUUGGAAACAAUGGCAGACCAACUACGAGGUAUAUCGUGUGCCACAGCUAGAGCGGAUUCCGUAAAUCUGGAUAACUUAUUUGACUUCUUGGCCGAUGUCCCGAGUCAACGUGGAGCACCUGAUGGCCAACCUGACCAUCACCAGCCCACAAUUGCCGAAAUCGGCGACUCUAUGGAGCGACUUGCGGACGAUCUGCAUCAAGAGUUGGAGCACGUCUUAGCCUCUGAAAUGAACGAGCUGAGUAAAUCGCACACAGAAGCGCAAAGGAAACCCGACGGAGCACCUUCCGAAGCAAUCCCACCACCACCCCCGACAUCUCUGCCGCUCCACACUAUUAUACAACCGUCGUUACCGAUACCGCCGCCGAUGACGUCAUCAAUCAAUGGCAUGACGUCAUCAAUGAACGGAAGCGCGUCGCCGAUGUCGAACGGUGACUCGAUGACGUCCUCGCUGAUAAUGCCGCCGCCGCCCCCGGAGCCAUCGACAGAGCAAUCACCAGAGUUCCCAUCACCACCCGCGCCCUGCUUGCUACCGGAGCCAGCUCAUCCGCCACCACCGCCGCCUGCUACCAAAGAUAUCACUCCUCCUGAAUUAACAAAUGGUAUCAUACCGAACGGCAAAUUAACGGUAUUGAAUGGCAAAGAGCCUAUCUACGAGGCAGUGAUACCGCGUAUCGCCGAGCAGACCACUAAGGAUAUGUCUCCCCCACCGCCACCGCAGUUAAUUUCGGACAAUAACGGAAUAUCAACUAAAGAAGCAGAGCCAGAACCAGAGCCGGACGCACCUUUACCCCCUCCCCCUGCGAGUGCACUGAGAAAAACUACCCCCACACCGCCGCCGCCCGUAUCCAUGGAUACCUGUAUCAGCCCACCACCGCUUCUCAACGGCGACUCCAACAAUACAGAACGCAAUGCUCGUCGCAAAGAGCGCGUGGAGCGUCGUCUGCACCAGCUAGAGGUUUCGUCUCCGCCGGCGAGUGCAGUGCCGCCAAUCACACCGCCACCGGAUGCCACUAACGAUCUCGCGGAGUUUGCCAAACUCUACUUUAAUGAUCACCCGAGAUCGCCUGAAGGUACUAUAAUGGCAACACUCACACGCAAAAGCAAGUCGAUGGAGGUACUGACCAAAGAGGAGAUGAUUACCUAUCAUAAAGGGAACAAUAUCCCCACCUCACACAUACAGCUACAUGAUCCGGAUAGCAUCACUGCUGCGGUGAACAUAUUCCGGGAUUUGUGUCGGUAUAUGCGCGGGGAACUGACUACCGAAAAAGAAACUCAAGUGAUACAGUCUAUAAUAGGCAAAGGAUUGGAACGCGAAGAAUUGAGAGAUGAAAUUCUAGUUCAGUGCGUAAGACAGAUAACGGAGUGUCCGGUGGAGGAGUGGGCGGAGCGGUUGUGGCUGGUGCUGUGCCUGUGCGCGGUGGCGUGGCAGCCGAGCCGCGGGCUGGCGCGCUACUACUGCGCGUGGCUGCGCACGCACGCGCGCCUGCCCGCCGCCGAGCCCGCGCCCGGCGCCGCCACGCCGCCCGCGCGCGCCGCGCACUGCGCCCAGUGGUGCCUCGACAACUGCCGCGGGGCCGCGCCGCGCCUGCUGCCGCCCAGCACCGUCGAGAUCGCGGCGAUGCGACGGCUGGGCACGAUAGUGUGCCGGUUCUUCUUCCUGGACGGGCGCACGAAGGCGAUCGACGUGCACCCGGCGGACACGGCGGCGGCGGCGGCGGCGCGGCUCGCCGACAAGCUGGGGCUGGGCGCGGCCGCACGCGCCGGGUGGGCCGUCUACCAGCAGCGAGCCUCGCGAGAGGAGCACGUGCGCGCCACGCACUAUCUGUAUGACGUCAUCGCCGCCUGGGAGAUGCAACAAGGACCGGGCGGCGGGUCGGCUGACAAUCGCUUUGUAUUCAAGCGACGAUUGUUCCGCGGCGGUCGUGAACUACCACAUGAUCCUGUUGAAGUCGCACUACUAUACGCUCAAGCUGUACAUAGCGUCGUCAAGAUGGACGAGUUCCCUGUGUCGGAGAAGGUGGCGCUGCAGCUGGCGGGGCUGCAGGCGCAGGUGUCGCUGGGCGAGCCGCCGCCGUCGCCGCCGCCGCCGCACACGCGCGCCUACUACGCGCAGCCCGACCAGUUCCUGCCGCAGCGCAUCGCGCGCGCCCGCCCCGCACACCAGUGGGCCACAAUCCUCGCUCAAGCCCACCGGCAAUAUGGAGCAGGUCGUGCCGAAUUGACCGCUAAAGCGCUAUACCUGUCUUGCGUUAUGCAGUAUCCACUAUACGGAGUGACACUCUUCCCUGUCACUUAUAAAGGAUACUGGGCACAUGGUCCCAACGUUCUCCUAGGAGUGGGUUCAGAAGGUGUUGUACUGGUCCGACCAGCAGAUAAAGUGGUACUAGCCGAGUACCCAUAUAAUAACAUCGCGGCGUUACUAAUGGACCCGGUGGACAAUGGUCUGACUAUCAGUUUGACGCACCAUGGACAGCACGAUGGAUUAAGGUGCAUAGUGCUAGAGUCGGCUCAGAAGAACGAAGCGGCGUGGCUGAUGGCCGCGUACAGUCCCACUCUAGGCAACGGGCUGGCUGAAGAACCUCCGCGACGGGCGGCUCCCGCGGCAGAACGAUCGCGUCUCGCAGCCGCGCUGCGUGCCGCGCGGCGGGCGCUCGUUGACUGCGGAUUGUUACGUCGUGCACCUGAUCCUACUGCCGGCGGCUUCCUCCGCAACACACUGCGCAGGCUGAGCAAACAUAGACUAGAGAGAGUCCGAUUGGACAUGACUGCCGAGACUCAGGGCGAGUGUUACAAGGGCUUCCCGGCCGGCUACUGGUGCUGGUCCCGCACGCUGCCGCACAGCCUCACCAAGCUCAACGAGGCUGAGGAGGUGGCCGCAAUGCAAAUAUUCAAGGAUAUAAUGAGUCACGCGGGUCUGAACGUGAACGAGGGUAGUACUACCAAUCUGGCGAACAACAACAGUAUCAGCAGCCAGGAGAGUGAGAGCGACGACCGCGUUGCGCUCGCGCAGUCUUUACUGCAGCGCUGCCUGCAGAAGGACACGCUGCUGUGCGAGUUGUACGUGCAACUCAUUAAACAGACUACGGAUCACCCGGAGCCGCAGUCGCUGGCGGCGUCGCGGCACUGGGCGCUGGUGUGCGCGGCGGUGGGCGCGGCGCUGCCGCCGGCCAAGCCGCUGCGCAGACUGCUGCUCGCGCACCUGCGGUACCGCCAGGCCGCGCUCCACCACCCCGAGGAGGGCAAGUUCGCGCGCCGCGCGGAGCAGAUCGCGCUGAGCAUUGCGCAAGUGCCGCGGCGUCUAGCAGCGCCGUCGAAGGAGGAGCUGCUAUGCGCUGCGGCGCGGCGUCCGCUGCACGUGCGCGUGCUGUUACUGGACGGCAAGCAGCACGGGCUCGUGUUCGGGCCCGCCGCCACCGCAGACUUGCUCGUCGGCAUGUUGCGCGAGAAGAUCGGACUCAGCGACGCGGCCACCGGUUAUGCUCUGUACGAAGUGUGCGCAAAUUCCACACCUGCGGGUACCGGCGAGCGUGCACUCAGCGGAUCCGAGCGCGUCGGCGACGUGCUCGCACGUUGGGAGAAAGCCGGCGCCACCGCCGCCGCCUGCAGGCUCGUAUUCAAGAAGCGUCUAUUCCUUGGCGAGCGACCCCUACACACAGCGUGCGUCGCUGAAAUGGAGCUAUUAUAUUACCAAGUGCUGCACUCAGUACGACACGACCGGCUUCCUAUUGAAACCGAUGAGGCUGUGAUGCUGGCGGCGCUGCACGCGCAGGUGGUGAGCGGCGAGUGCCGCGGCGGCGGCGAGGAGUGCGCGGCGGCGGCGGGCGCGGUGCUGCCGGCGCGGCUGCGGCCCGCGCUGCCCGCGCCCGCCGUGCGGCUGCACCACCUCGCGCUGCGCGGCACCGCGCCGCACGCCGCCAUGCAGCGCGCGCUCACCCUCGCAGCCUCCUGCCCGCUCACCAGGGCCACCAUCUUCGACGUCAUGCAAUCGUUCACGUCGAACUGGCCACGCGCGCUGUGGUUAGCUGUGGACGCGCGUGGACUAACAUUGCUGCGGCGUGGAUCGCGUGCGGCGCUCGUGUCGCACGACCACGACCAGUUGCUGGCCGUGUCGCCCGCGCCACGUGCGUUGCUGCUCGUCACGCGCGCCGAGCGCAAGCACGCUAAGCUCGUGCUCUCUACCGAUCAGGCGUACCAGAUAGCGACUCUGAUCAAGGACUACAUUGAGGCGGUGCGCGGGCCGGUGUCGCCGGCGGUGGCGCCGCCCGCGGACCCGUGCGGCGCGGCCGCCGGCGGAGCGCCCGCCUCGUGACACCCGGCCGCAUAGUGCCAGUGCUUCCACGUCAGGCAGUGAGCGGACCGCGGGCUGCGGCCAGCGGAUAGCGGGCUACGGACUACGCACAGGGGCCGACCGACAUGUCUCACUCAUCUUCACUGAUUCCCUUGUACUAGAUAAGUAAUACCCCUUUUGGGCGGUAUCAAAUCGUAUCAGUGUAUACCGGCGAUAUUUGUGUCUACGAAAGCCUAAUAAACCAUAGCGAUAUAUGGAUAUCAAAUGGCAUCACCUAAUAUCACUGUGACAUUAAUAUAUGUGCAGACGGUCUCUGAACGAUAUAUUAAGGAUAUUAGAUGAUUUGUGUAUCGCUCAGUAUUAGUAUUUCUGGUAUUGGUCUGGUACGAAAAUGUCGUAAUUGUAUACGAUUUGAUCCCCACGCCACGUAUUUCAUUGUACAUGAAAUCUUCGGGAUACCGAUAUAAUUAUUAAUCUGUUUUUGAAUUGUCUCUCGUCAGCCGAAGCGUUUAGAUGUGCCAAAGGCUCAAUUUACUUUUAUAUUAUAUAAAUAAACCAUGAAAAUUCAAUUUAACAUAUUGUCAACGAGGGUACCAGUGAGUUAACGACUAAAUAACUUCUAAAAUUAGUUAAUAAAUAUUGGAUGUAGAACAUGGAAGUUGUCUAGUCGAACGCAAUACGGAUUGUCGUGUCGGAAGUGUUAUAAUCGAGUCGGUGAAGUAAAUGCCGAUAUAAAAUAUAAAUCUCUGGUAAAGAAUUUGCAUAUUUAUGCUUGCAUACAAACUAAUUUGCUGUAUUAUUUUCUUAACAAUUUGGAUGCAUAUCAAAACAUUUCGCAUUUACUUCAACAUGCAAACAGGUCAAGUUCAAGUGGUUUGGUUUCGAGUGUAAAGGAUGGACGAUUUUAGUUGCCAGAAGACGGGGAAGCAAAAAUGAUUACCUAUAUUAAUAAGCUCAGCAUUUUAUCCCAUUAUACAAAAUAGAAAUUAUAUUCCAAUUUUAAUACCCAUAAAAUUAUGUCAGUAUUAAUAUAAUUGUUAAAGUGUUGUAAGUAAUAAUGUUGCAGUUUAGUCUUGUUCAGCGUUAAGAAUGUUGCUAGAGUUCAAUAGAAUUAUAAUGUUAAUCAACCCUACUCCCCUCUAGGUUAACUGUAAUAAUCAACUAUCUAGUUAGACAAUUGAAAAAGUAGUCCAUUUUGGAAUACGAAUACAUUACUACACGUAUGAGAAAGAAUAAGACGGAUACAUGUGUCGGUAUUUCUUACACGUGUGUACCUACUUUAGGACAGAAAUUUACUUUUUUGCAACUUCUUUAAAGGCCCUAUAUUGCAUC
Achroia grisella is the source of this 8325-nucleotide messenger RNA. RefSeq names its product myosin-I heavy chain (gene Myo81F). The transcript has 39 exons. Gene Ontology annotation, molecular function: ATP binding; cytoskeletal motor activity; protein binding. The record is from RefSeq and is a predicted model, not a curated record. Lineage: Eukaryota; Metazoa; Arthropoda; Insecta; Lepidoptera; Pyralidae. The coding region runs from base 313 to 7014 and encodes 2233 amino acids. Gene Ontology annotation, cellular component: cytoskeleton; myosin complex.